UGAGCAGAUACGACCAUUGGUAUCUGCCCGUGCAAGAACACUCUUGGCUGCCAAUGCGAAAGCUCUGAUCAGGCCGCCGAAAACGUCUCCACAUCCACUCCACAAACUUCCAUCCAACAAGGAAACGGCCUCGCAGCCCUCGCAGAAGCUGCGGCUUUCUGCUGCAGUCAGGCAGUCUCUGAGACGAUCAGUCAGCAAGUGUCUCCUUCCGCAUCGGACAAAACACGGAGGCGCCGGAAGCAGCCGCUCGAUUCUGUUUCCGGGCGCUCUUCUCCUCAAUUGGAAGUGGUUCAACACAAACGCUUCAAAUCGGUUAUGGCAAAUCCUGAGACGCCCACUUCGCCGGCGAAACCGCACAACUGCAUCCCCGAGCUCCCUCCUCUUCUGUAUAUGGGCGGUGACCCGUCUGCUUCUCCGUCGCUCGGUCGCCCGACACUACCUGUUUUCCCGCCGAUUCCGCCGCUCAGCGAGAUAACAUCGCUCGCCGGCUCAGGAUGCUGCUGCGGCGUGCAAUGCGCCUGUCCAGGUUGCGUGGAGCAUCGCGGCGAGGAGCACGCCUCGGAGGACUUUGACGACUGCGAUGACGCUUGCGGGACGUGCGUCGAUUACGAAGGGGGAUUCGAGCUCCCCUCUUCCACUUCUCGAAGUAUCUCUGGUUCGGGCAGCGGAGAAGUGCCUCGGACGACAGUCAUCGACGAAUUCUUUGCCCGGGCGGCGUCAUUGCCUAGGCCGCCGAGCAGGCGCAAGACGAGCUUGGAUGCGACGAACAUCACCGUGUACCCGCCGACAUUGUUCGUUGGCGCUCUCAAAGAGCGGGAGGAGCGCAGUGCGGCUUUCGGCCUUGUAUCGCUGCCGCCCUUGCGAUGCGGCUGUGCUGGAGGCUGUGGCUGCCCUGAGGGCCAAUGCGGAUGUGGUGACGGUUGUUCCGGUUGUUCCGAGGCUGAUCAGCAGGAGGAAGUCGUUGUGCGACGCUAACAUGAUGUUAUUGGCUUCCCGUGAGCCUCAUGGAUAUUUGUUUUGGUGCUAUGCGUUUGCUGUUGGAUACUGGGAUGUCGCCGUGAUAUCCAUGUUGUCUGUCUAUUCGAAAGCCAUGUUGUGAUUUCAUAUACAGUAGAAGCU
Laetiporus sulphureus 93-53 is the source of this 1119-nucleotide messenger RNA. RefSeq lists its product as uncharacterized. NCBI's taxonomy places the organism in Eukaryota, Fungi, Basidiomycota, Agaricomycetes, Polyporales, Laetiporaceae. The transcript has a single exon. The coding region runs from base 316 to 975 and encodes 219 amino acids. The record is from RefSeq and is a predicted model, not a curated record.